This is a messenger RNA of Aphanomyces astaci, 1100 nucleotides long. RefSeq lists its product as hypothetical. Bases 39 to 1013 code for a protein of 324 amino acids. Lineage: Eukaryota; Oomycota; Saprolegniomycetes; Saprolegniales; Verrucalvaceae. Gene Ontology annotation, biological process: L-threonine catabolic process; L-serine catabolic process. The transcript has 6 exons. The record is from RefSeq and is a predicted model, not a curated record. Gene Ontology annotation, molecular function: pyridoxal phosphate binding; threonine deaminase activity; L-serine ammonia-lyase activity.
GAGCUUUCGAUCCUGCUUUUUUUGGUGGCGAGCUCAUCAUGGCAACUCCUGUGAUGCACAUUGUGACGCCAGUCAUUGAGAGCCGUGUGCUCAGCCACUUGCUCAAAAAGCGCGUGUAUCUCAAGCUGGACAACACCCAGCCGUCUGGUAGCUUCAAGUUGCGCGGCGUGGGCCUUGCGUGCCAACGUGCCGUUGAAAAAGGAGCGACGCAAUUGGUGGCCAGCUCUGGCGGAAACGCGGGGCUAGCUGUGGCUUGCAGUGCACUGAAAUUGGGCGUCCCCGGCACGGUCUUUGUCCCUGAAAGCACGCCAGUGUACAUGCGGGAACGGCUGGCGUUGGAAGGUCUUCACGUGAUUGUCCAGGGCAAAGUGUGGGCCGAAGCGCACGAAGCUGCGAUGCAGUUUCUAGCCAAAGCGAACGAGUUGUCGGCCAAGGCUGCGUACAUUCAUCCUUUCGACCAUGCCGACAUUGUGGAAGGACAUUCCAGUGUCAUUGGCGAACUCAAGGACCAACUACCCGUCCAGCCGGACCUUGUCGUGGUGGCCGUGGGUGGCGGCGGGUACUUUGCCGGCGUGUGCCAAGGCUUAAGCGCGCACGGCUGGGAGGCAACGCGGGUCCUGGCGAUGGAAACCACAGGCGCCAACAAAAUGGAACGAUCGAUGCAAGCGGGGAAGAAGGUCACGCUGGCCAAGAUCGACACGAUCGCGAAGUCCCUGGGCGCGAUGGCCGUGUCCGACACUGCGUACGCAUACGCGACGCAGAUGAACGUUCACGCGAACAGCGUCAGCGACGCCGAGGCGGUGGACGCGUGCGUGCAGUUUGCCAACGACCACAAGUUUGUGGUCGAACCAGCGUGCGGCACGGCGCUGGCUCCGUUGUAUGCCCAGCGCUUGCGCGAAUUCCUGGGCGACGAGUAUGACGCCGUCGACAGCAUUUGCGUGUUGGUCUGCGGUGGGUGGAUGACUCAGCUCACGCACGACACCCAGUCGUCCCUUCGUUCAAUCUUUGGGUAGAAUUACAUGGCACCACACACCCUUGGUGUCAAGUAUUAAUAUUAAUACCGUCAAAUAUAGAUAUAUAUAUGAUAUAUUCAAGGCAAA